Molecule: messenger RNA, 891 nt
Organism: Colletotrichum karsti
Lineage: Eukaryota; Fungi; Ascomycota; Sordariomycetes; Glomerellales; Glomerellaceae
Exons: 3
Coding region: 1-891 (296 amino acids)
Source: RefSeq, a predicted model, not a curated record
AUGCUUGACGACUCCGAGGUAGAUGAUGGAGGAGCCGAAGUCGAGGACGGAGUGGCCGAGGUCGAAGGCGCGCUUGAAGGAACACUCGACGGCUCGCUUGCAGGAGUGCUCGACGGAACGCUUGAGCUGGUCGUCGUGGUAUCGUCCGCGCCGCCAGCUCCUCCGCCGCCGCCUCCGCCAACGGGAGGAACGACGGGCACGCCACCUACGAUCGGAACCGCGAUGGGAACAACCGGGACAUACUGGUUGCCAUUGGCAUCGGUCUGCGGAGAUGCGACGGAAGUCUGCGUCGAUCUGCCGAUGCUCCGGGAACUGCUUCUCGCCUUACUUGUUCGAGAAGGAGCAGAGCUCGUGGCGGAUCCCGACGGUGUGUUGCUCGAGGAAGGCGGUGCCGAGCUGCUAGCUGAUUGGGAUCCUGAGCUUCUCGUGAACGAAGAUGUGGCGGUCGACGACGCGAAGGAUGAAGAUGCGAAAGAGGAGGAGAAAGCGCUGGAACUGAAGCUGGACCUCGCGUGGGUCGAUGAUGCGAAGCUGGAGCUUGGACGCGAGGAUGACGAAGCUCUGGAGCUCGUCGACCCGGUAGACGUCGCUGUGCUGCUGGCGGUGCUGCUUCCGGAAGAUGACGUCCGACUGCUCGAGGACUUGCUGGACGAACUCUUCUUGCUCGAAGUGCGCGAGCUGGUGGAGGUGGAUGAGGAAGAAGACGAUGUAGUAUUACGGUGCGUCGUCGUUGAGUUGAGGAAGAGUGAAGGAUCCGGUUUCCUGCCUGUUAACCAAGUCAUAAUGGGCGCCUUGGUGCUGGUGAUGCUCGGCUCUUUCGAGCAUGUGAUGCCUCGCGGCAUGGCCAUUUUGGUGAUGAAGCCCCUGAGCUGCCCCGGCCGCCAGAACUAG